AUGGAUCCACACAACCUCCAAAAACAACGGGAGCCGGAAGAACCGCGUUUCCUCACCUUCCCCCACCUACCCGAUGACGCGAAGCUCGAAGAUGCCAGACCAGCGUUGAACAAAUACUCAUCUACACUGACCGCCGGUCAUAACUUUCCAGGAGCCCAGGCCAUGUUAUACGGUGCCGGUGUACCUUCGCGAGAAGCAAUGAAGACAUAUCCCCACUACAAUACCAUUGGCGUGAGCGAUGGAAUUACCAUGGGUGGAGAAGGAAUGCGCUUUUCUCUCCAGACCCGCGAGAUAAUAGCUGACAGUAUCGAAACUGUAACAUGCGCCCAACAUCACGACGCCUGCGUAGCCAUACCGGGAUGUGACAAGAACAUGCCUGGUGUCAUCAUGGCAUUCGCUCGGCAUAAUCGUCCAUCUAUAAUGGUCUAUGGUGGCUCUAUCAUGCCGGGAUAUUCGCAGACACUGAGGAAGAACAUCAAUGUAUCGACUUGCUAUGAGAGCCACGGCGCAUACAUCUACAAGAACCUGAAGAGUGCAACUGAAGGAGAGUUCUCACCGGAUGAGAUCAUGGAGGAUAUUGAGAAGAAUGCUUGUCCUGGGGCUGGAGCUUGUGGUGGCAUGUAUACAGCAAACACCAUGUCUACUUCGAUUGAAGCAAUGGGCCUUACCCUCCCCGGUUCAUCGACCACUCCCGCAACAUCCCCAGCUAAAAUGCGAGAAUGCGCCAAAGCAGCAGCCGCCAUCCGCGUCUGUAUGGAAAAAAACAUCACACCACGCAAACUCCUCACCAAAGCCUCGUUUGAAAAUGCCCUCGUAAUCAUGAUGGCCCUAGGCGGCUCCACAAACGCCGUCCUGCACCUCCUCGCCAUGGCCGGCACUGCAGGCGUACCCCUUACCCUCUCCGACUUCCAACGCGUAAGCGACAAGAUUCCCUUCCUCGCCGACCUUGCUCCAUCCGGUAAAUAUCUCGCGGCCGACCUCUUCGACAUCGGCGGCAUGCCCUCAGUAAUGAAACUACUCGUAGCCGCCAGCCUCCUCGAUGGCAGCAUCCCCACGGUAACAGGGAAAACACUCGCCGAGAACAUCGCAUCCUACCCGUCUCUCCCCCAGGACCAAGUCAUAAUUCGCCCACUUUCCAACCCUAUCAAACCCACCGGCCACAUCGAGAUCCUACACGGCAACCUUGCGCCCUCCGGUGCCGUCGCCAAGAUCACCGGAAAAGAAGGCUUGAAAUUCACUGGCAAAGCCCUCGUCUUCAACAAGGAAUACCAACUCGACCGCGCGCUAAACCUAGGACAGAUCCCCCAUGGCGAAAACGUCGUCGUAGUCGUGCGCUACGAGGGCCCUAAAGGCGGUCCGGGUAUGCCUGAACAACUCAAAGCCAGCGCUGCAAUCAUGGGCGCCAGACUCACAAAUGUAGCCCUCAUCACCGAUGGACGUUAUUCCGGUGCCAGUCAUGGCUUCAUCGUCGGACACAUCACGCCAGAGGCCGCGGUGGGAGGACCCAUUGCUGUGGUGCAAAACGGCGAUUUGAUAACCAUUGACGCGGAGAAGAAUAGGAUUGAUAUGCAUGUUGAUCAAGGGGAGAUUGAAAAGAGAUUGCAAGGGUGGAACCCACCGAGCAUGCCGGUGACGAGGGGUGUGUUGGCGAAGUAUGCUAGGCUGGUCGGAGAUGCGAGUCAUGGGGCUAUGACGGAUCUUUUCUAA
Molecule: messenger RNA, 1707 nt
Organism: Pyrenophora tritici-repentis Pt-1C-BFP
Lineage: Eukaryota; Fungi; Ascomycota; Dothideomycetes; Pleosporales; Pleosporaceae
Source: RefSeq, a predicted model, not a curated record